This is a messenger RNA of Didymella exigua CBS 183.55, 855 nucleotides long. RefSeq lists its product as uncharacterized. Lineage: Eukaryota; Fungi; Ascomycota; Dothideomycetes; Pleosporales; Didymellaceae. Bases 1 to 855 code for a protein of 284 amino acids. The transcript has a single exon. The record is from RefSeq and is a predicted model, not a curated record.
AUGGAUAGCCUUCCCAAACACGGCGCCUAUAAAUUCCUCCCCUACGCCUCCACAACCGCACCACCACCCCCAUCCCUCAAGAUCAAACACACAUCAACAUGGACGUACUGCGGCCCACUCCUCACACCAGCCUCCCUCCCCCCCUCACUGCAAACCUGGAGCACCCACGCGACCUCCUCUCCCUCCUCGCUGGCGCAGCAUCUGCACCCCCUGCUAACCUUCCUGCACACCUUCCUGCGCGGCGCAGGAGUGCAACACUACUGGCUCACCCUGCGCGCCACGUUGCCAACCCACGAGUACGACACUCGGCGCUGGCACGUCGACGACGACUUCUUCUCGGCGGUAGGAAGCGCAGCGCGAGAUGCGCCGAGUUUUGUCAUGAAGGGAGGUGACAAGGGGGGCUGGAAACUGUGCGCCACGCUCCUGGGCGCGCCGACGCUGUUCCUCCCCCCGUCCUCUAACGCCACAGCGCUAUCCACACUGCGCUCCGUAGCGCGCUGCGAAGCAGCGAAGCGCCCGCACACGUGCAGUUCGAUCCGGUGCGCGGGCUGUUUCGACACUGGUCUUGCCGUGCGCCGAGUGCUGGCCGCAUUGUUCGCAGACAAGGAAAUGGUGCAGGCGAAAGCUGGCGAGGUGGUGUUAUUCUGCACGGGCGGUGAGCAGGGCGCCGUGCACUCCGAGCCCAUGUGCGAUGCGGAGCGAGUGUUUGUGAACAUUGUGCCGGGGAGCGAGGCGCAGUUGCGGGCGCUGAUGGGGCGGUUUGGGAUGGUGUUUCCGCGGGCGUGGAGCUUGGGGGUGCCUGUUUGUGCAGACAACAGGCUGGAUGGGUUGGGUGGGAAGGUAUAUGAAGGAUAG